CAAAAACCUCCGCGUGAGGCUGGCGCGGGAGUCAAAGGCAAGGAAGGAGGAGGAGGAGGUUAUUGUUGUCUCGCUUGAUCGGAGCCCGGCUUGGAGAUGAGUGAACGUUGCGCUUGGUUCCCACUCUGGCGGGCGCCUGCAAGUUGGGGAGACCGCGUGGAACUGGUCUGACCUUGGAGGCUUGCAAUGAAAGCGUAUGUAGUCGGAGAGAACUGCCUGGAUUUGAUCCGAACCGGCGCAGCCCGAGCAGAACCGACGUCGACUACAGAAAGAACCAAGCCAAGCUCUACUGGCGCGGUGGUUUGGGGGGGAAAGACCGGAAAGUAGCCUCUGGCUGGACUCUGCAGGUGAGCCAAGCCACCCAGAGCCAAUCUGGUCCAAGAGAGGAAUUCUCCCAAUAGAUCCGAAUCAGAAAAAGAGCGAAACGCACCAGGCAUGAGCGUGAGAGCAAAGCACAAUAGGCAGCCCAGGCUGAGAGCGGGCAGGAGGUAAGCGGGAAGGACUCUCGGGAGCAGGGCACCCCACCCCAAGCUCAGCCCAAGCAAAGCAGGACGGGAGCAAGACUCAACCAAGAGCGGGCUGCAUGGGCUCCGGCUUGUGGGGCGAGCGCUGAAGGAGUCCGGUUGGAAAAGACGGGAUCCCACCUGCAAGUCCGUCCGGGCACCAACGCCGCCUUGGAGAUGACCCAGUCCAGCGAGACCCAGACACACACGCCCACCACCAGUGUGCCCAUGGACAGUAAUGUGGUGGCCAUCAUCAUAGCGACCACAGUUUCUUCCUCUGUGUUCAUCAUAGCCAUUUUGGUGCUGCUGCUGCUUUUGUACCACCGAGACCCUUUGUGCUGCCAGUUUCUCUGCUCUUGCCGUUUCUUCCAGAACCCCAGUCAAUACGACUGUCCCCCUCCAUAUUUCAGUAGCAGCCAACGACUGGUGGGCUCUCAGUCUGGAGCACAACACCUGGAGACAAGCACUGCUGAAAACCCUGGCAUGCAGGGUGAUGAGCUGUUCUGUGUUGGACCCCCCAGUAGCUACCAGCUUCCUCCAUGGGAGCAGCCACGGCUACCAAGCUAUGAAAGUGUGCGAAAGAAGGAUCGGCAACGAGAAAUUCACCACAUGAUUGCCGAAAGGUUUGGCUUGUGGGCUGAAGUCUCCCAAGAGUUACCACCUCCCUAUGAGCAGGCCCUGCAGUAUCCUGCAGCCUUAUCAGGAACGGAUAUGGGUUCAGAGUUGUCAGCUGGACACAGCUUGCCGGACAUGCUUCAAGCUUCACCCACAUACACAAUGCAAAGAAACACAUCAGUAUAGGUUAGACAUUGAGCCCCCUCAACAGAUGUGGCAAUUUGGGACACAAUUUCUAUAGUGCCAUCUGCCACGCCCUUUUUUCUUCUCGUCCAAACUCUCUCUACAGCUACCACAUUGUCCACUUACUAUUUCCCCGGCACCAAGAAUGAACACUUGAAGCUCUCCUGUUCUAUUUGGAUGUGAACCUGAGGACGGCUGGACAGUGGAAACUAUGACCUGGGAAUUUUUUCUUAUUUUUACUUUUGAUAGUAUCCGAGACUGGAGGAAUCUGUGCCAGGAAGGUCUAGAGAUGCAUUGAAUCCUUUAGUGCAGCAAAGAAGGCUGGAAUCAUUGAACUCAGGGGAACAUUUUUGCCAUAGGAACUUAUAAGAUGCAUAGGACCAUUGCAGGAAUUUCAUUUCAGUACCUGGUCAAAUACUGAAAAAAGCUACUGAGAUGCUCCACCUUGAGAGAAACUUAAACUUUCUGACCAAAGAGUUCUUCCCUUUGUGUGAGAAAGCGUUGCCCAGACUUCCAGAGUAUUAACCUUACAGAGAGAAUGGCCUACUGAAUUUUUGGUCUCCUUGACAGCAAUCAACACAGCAGGAAUGGGUGCUUCAAAAGACAGAAUGAGGCACUGGAGGCAUUGUGGUGGGAUUCUUCUUUUUCAUCUUUUCAACUGCUGGGCAGUUUUGUGAAGUCAAACAAGAUGAAUGGAUCAGCAGAGGACAGAAUCCGGAGCUUCUGCAGCAACCAUCUCAGAUCUCAGAGUCCACACUAUCUGAAGUUUAGGGCCAAGCCAUAUCAGAAAAAGGGUGAUGAGCAGAGACUUGGAAUUUCCCCCCGGAGGGGAGUAAGGUGGCAAGAGCUAUCUUUCUUCAUUCCUAUUGUUGGUUACUCUCCUUGAUUGUUUAUCACUUGGAGCUCAGACAAUCUUGUUAAGCUUUAAUCUGAUUUUUAUUAUUUGGAUUUUUAUUUGGCUAAUAAGCUUUGGAAAUGUUCCUAAUGCCAUCAUUCUAAACAAUCUGAUCAAGAAAGAAGUGCCAGUGUUAAGUGACCAAAACCUUUUUUUUGGUAUUGGAUUUUUUUUAUUCCUUUCUGUUGAAUCGGCAAAGCUCAGGAACAGAUCUAUGAAGUUGCAUCUGGGUUCCAUCCUUUUGUGAUUAGUGGAGGUGUCACAUUACAGAGGUUCAAGAGAAGGGAAGGCAGUUUUUGGUACAUUAUCUCAGCAGUUGAGCUGUAAAGCUCCCUUCCCUUUCCUGAACUAUGUGAUGCCACUUUAAAAAUGGCUUUCUUUUGACCAGCAAAAUUUUGCAGCUUCAGCUCCUGCUCUGAAGGAUGAGCUUUAACCAAGGUUUUACAGCAGUACCAACCAAUUGCUUUGCUGUAGAUAAUAAAAGAGAGCAAGGAAUAGCUGUAGCCAGAGAGUGCACACGACUGAGGCUUGCCUCCAAUUUGUUAUAAUAGAGAGUCCUUCAGUCUAGGUUUUUGCCUACAACUCCCAUCACCCCCACCUAGCAUGAUCAAUUGUAAGGGAUUGUGGGAGUUGUGGUGCAAAAACUUAGUAGCGCACCUCUGCCUUAAAGAAAAAAAUUACCAUUGGCUGGAACAAUUUAGUACUCUCAAUGCAAUAGUUGGGUCUAGCCAUAGCUAUCAAAAACAGCAUGAAAAUCAAUCUUUCUGCGUUUUUUGUACAUUUAAUUGUAUACAGACUCUCUCACCCAUACGUCCUGAUUAUUAUCAGAAAGACUGGUCUUUGGUGGGUAUUAUUAGAGCUCUGUGUGUGUGUAAUGUAUGCCUUCAAUUCACCUGCUGACUUAGGGGUGUCAAAAGCAUUUUCAUUGAGGGCCACAUCAGUCUCAUGGUUGCCUUCAAAGGACCAUUGAAUCCAUGGACGGAGAAUACAGAGAGCCAAACAUAGGGGUUUUUUUACAUAGUGUUCGGUGCUCUUUGGUUUUUACAGUUUGGGUGCCAAGAUGUUAUUGUAGGGCAACUCCCAUGUUUUAUUAUCUGCCAUUCAGAGUAGAGAUAAUGGGAACUGCAACCCAACAGCAUUUGAGACUUCUUCUUUUGAGAAAGGAUUAAAGGACAUUUUAAUGACAGACAUCAUAUCCACAAGCCUUCCAUCUAAAUUAAGUUCUGACUAAACAGAGCAAACUGCAGCCUUUCAGAUGUUCCUGAAUCACAACUCCCAUAAUUUCUAAUUAAUAUAUAACGAUGAAGAAUACAGGGAUUGUAGUUCAGCAUCUGGAGGGCCACAUAAAAUGAGAUGGCAGGAUGCAUUCGGCCUGCAAGCCCUCAGUUUGACACAUAUGACUUACAGCAACCCUAUGAAUGUCACAGGGUUUAUUAAGGCAAUAUCUAGAAAUGCCGAGUACAGUAUUUCAAAAAGAUGGACCUAAUUUGAAGUGUAUUUCUGCAAUCAUGAACCACCCAUGAAUGAAACUGUUACCACUUGAGAAGGUGGGAAACAGAGUUUCAAAGGGUUCCCACUGGAUGCAUCUCCCAACACAUAGCCAGCCCUUGGCCUGUCAUUUGCAAGAUGACCACCUGCAACAUAAGGCCCAAUGAGAUAUUCUUCAUUUGCGGGGUUAUUGUUCAGAUUUGUUUCUGGCUCAAAAUUUUUAGUAAAAUGUGAUAACUUGAUAAUUCAUUAAAAUGUUUGUACCUUUUUGUGUAAUUGUACCAUGUUGCCACUGUGAAAUAUACUGCUUUGAAAUUGGGUCCAUCAUUUUGAAAUACCAUGUAGUUUUUCCAGUUCCUUGCUCUGAAGUAUAGCUUACACCACCUGACCAUUGUUAGCAGUCUCCCAUCCAAUUACUGACCAGGGCCGAUCCUGCUUAGUUUCUAAGAUCAACUGGAAUCUCGUGCCUUUAGAGUGCUAUCAAAAUGCAAUACUGUAACCAGUAUAUUAUAACACUAGCAAACACUAGAGGGCAACAUUAUAUCAGGAAGUAUUGAAUUUCUGUACUGUUUAGAAGACUGUCCAUCAUUUAAGAACUUCAGAAUAAUAGAACUGAGAUAACUAAUAGCCAGAGUUUGACAAGAGCUCUCGUAUCAUUUGUGAACAUUUGAAAGCCAUAGCAAGAGUACAGUUGAAACAAGCUAUUUAAGUCAUCUUGUGUGAUUUAUUUCAUUUGAAUUUCUAUUGGAACAGUAAAGUCCAGCAACACUCUGAAAUAAAGAUAAAGACUGUAUUAUCCUCUA
This is a messenger RNA of Anolis carolinensis (green anole), 4487 nucleotides long. RefSeq lists its product as uncharacterized. The record is from RefSeq and is a predicted model, not a curated record. Bases 681 to 1304 code for a protein of 207 amino acids. The transcript is spliced from 5 exons. NCBI's taxonomy places the organism in Eukaryota, Metazoa, Chordata, Lepidosauria, Squamata, Anolidae.